CAGGAAAAGCAGGAAUUUUGUCCUGUCCAGCGUUUCGUGGCAGAAGCGAACGUGCGUGAGAGUGCAGCGGGACGUCGGGACGCACGAUGUGGACUUGGCUGCUGGCUGGGGUCGACGCUGCGCGUCUCGGACUGCGGGCUCCCAGAUGCGAUUUGCUGCGGGUGUGUGGAGGCGAAUGUGCGGGGCGGAAACCGCACCGACGGGCUGCGAGCACAGAGGCGGUUUUGAAGAAGACACCUCUGUUUGACUUCCACAAGCAGCAGGGAGGGAAGAUGGUGGAGUUUGCAGGCUGGAGUAUGCCGGUACAGUACAGAGACAGCCACAUUGCCUCGCACAUGCACACCAGAGAGCACUGCUCCAUCUUCGACGUCAGCCACAUGCUGCAGAGUAAAAUCCACGGCAGAGAUCGAGUGAAGUUCAUGGAGUCUCUGGUGGUUGCAGAUAUCAGCGAACUGAAUGACAACCAGGGUACGUUAUCUCUCUUCACCAAUGAAAACGGAGGAAUUAUCGAUGACCUCAUUGUCACAAAGACAGACCAGGGUUACCUCUACGUCGUCUCAAACGCCGGCUGUGCCGACAAAGAUUCGGCUCAUAUGAAGGCCAGACUGGCAGAGUUCAAAACAGCAGGUUUGGAUGUGGAUCUGGAGUUCCUGGACGAAGCUCUGAUCGCUGUGCAAGGUCCGUCCAUGUCCCGGGUUCUGCAGGACGGGCUGAAGGAAGACCUCAGUAAACUGAACUUCAUGACGUCUACCCUCACCACCGUGUUCGGUGUUCCUGACUGCAGAGUCACCCGCUGCGGAUACACAGGCGAAGACGGCGUGGAGAUUUCUGUCCCUCAGUCCAGAGUGGUCGAGCUGACAGAAAAGCUGCUGGCUAACAGCGAGGUCAAACUGGCUGGUCUGGGAGCGCGGGACAGUCUGAGGCUGGAGGCGGGGCUUUGUCUCUAUGGCAAUGAUAUUGAUGAGACCACCACACCUGUGGAGGCCAACCUGGUCUGGACCAUAGGAAAACGCAGGCGUCAGAUGAAAGACUUCUCUGGUGCUGACAUCAUUGUGCCUCAGAUCAAAGCUAAGACGGCGAGGAAGCGAGUCGGUCUGGUGUCCACCGGCCCCCCUGUGAGACAGCACACGCCCAUCCUGGGCCCUGACGGCCAGGUCAUAGGAGAAGUGACCAGUGGCUGCCCAUCUCCCUGUCUCAAGAAGAAUGUUGCCAUGGGUUACGUGGACGCGGCAUUUGCUAAGAAUGGCACUGCCAUCCAGGUGGAGGUCAGGAAGAAGGCCGUGCCCGCCACUGUCUGCAAAAUGCCUUUUGUUCCCACCAGCUAUUACACCGGAUAACUCACAGUGGAGCGUCCAUCAGCAGUGCUGCCCCCUUCUGCUUACAUCCAGAAAUGCAAUAAUGAGCCUUUGAGUGGACAAAAA
This is a messenger RNA of Thalassophryne amazonica, 1421 nucleotides long. RefSeq names its product aminomethyltransferase (gene amt). Lineage: Eukaryota; Metazoa; Chordata; Actinopteri; Batrachoidiformes; Batrachoididae. Gene Ontology annotation, biological process: glycine catabolic process. Gene Ontology annotation, molecular function: protein binding; aminomethyltransferase activity. The transcript is spliced from 9 exons. Bases 87 to 1337 code for a protein of 416 amino acids. The record is from RefSeq and is a predicted model, not a curated record. Gene Ontology annotation, cellular component: mitochondrion.